CUUCCCCGCGAGGCCGAGGCGCCCCGGAGCCAUGGCCGGCUUGAAGUUCGGGGCCACAGUCGCGGCGCUGGUGCUUCUGCUGCUGGGUGCGGCGCGCCUAUCGCGCGGGGCAGAAGCUUCGAAGAUUGCAGUGCCACAGGGAAGCGGCAUAGCUGUUCACAUAAAGCUGGGGGCCGCGACUCCGCCCGGGAAGCCCUGCCACAUUGUCGUCGCCAAAAGAUUCGUAACCAUGCUGACCAUCAAAUCCGGGGAAAAGACAGACUUUACCUUCAGCUGCCACCACCCAGAACAUUCCUUUGUCAUGGAGAUCCAGAGGAAUAUCGACUGCAUGUCAGGCCCGUGUCCUUUCGGGGAGGUCCAGCUUCAGCCCUCGGUGCUGCCCGCCCUCAACAGGACUUUCGUCUGGGACGUCCAGGCCCAUAAGAACAUCGGCCUGGAGCUGCGCUUCUCGGCUCCCCGCCUGAGGCAGAUCGGGCCGGGCGAGAGCUGCCCGGACGGAGUCACCCACUCCAUCAGCGGCCGCAUCGAUGCCAGCGCGGUCAGGAUCGGGACCUUCUGCAGCAACGGCACCGUGGCCCGCAUCAAGGUGCAGGGGGGCGUGAAGGUGGCCAUGCAUCUCCCGUGGUUCCACAGCAGAAACGUCUCCGGUUUCAGCAUCGCCAACCGCUCCUCUAUCAAACGCCUGUGUAUCAUUGAGUCCGUGUUUGAGGACGAAGGCUCAGCGACCCUGAUGUCUGCCAACUACCCGGAAGGCUUCCCUGAGGACGAGCUCAUGAGCUGGCAGUUCGUCAUCCCCCCGCACCUGCGGGCCAGCGUGUCCUUCCUCCGCUUCAACGUGUCCAACUGCGAGAAGAAGGAGCAGCGGGUGGAAUACUACAUCCCGGGCUCCACCACCAACCCCGAGGUGUUCAGGCUGGAGGACCAGCAGCCCGGGAACAUGGCGGGGAACUUCAACCUCUCCCUGCAGGGGUGCGAUCAGGACGCCCAGAACCCCGGGAUCCUCCGGCUGCAGUUCCAAGUCCUGGUCCAGCGUCCGCAGAAUGAAAGCAGUAAGACCUACGUGGUUGACCUGAGUAACGAGCGGGCCAUGUGGGUCACCAUCGAGCCGCGGCCCACCAGGCAGAGCCGCGUGUUCGUCCCCGGCUGCUUCGUGUGCCUGGAGUCGCGGACCUGCAGUGCCAACCUCACCCUCGCGCCGGGCUCCAAGCACAAACUCUCCUUCCUCUGCGACAACCUGACCCGCCUGUGGAUGAACGCCGAGAAAACCAUAAGCUGCAUGGACCCCCGGUACUGCCUCAGGAGACCCCAGCUGCUCCAGGUGCCCAGCGACCUGCUCCGGCUGCCUGUGCAGCUGCACGACUUCUCCUGGAAGCUGCUGGUGCCCGAGGACAGGCUGAGCCUGGCGCUGGUGCCAGCCCAGAAGCUGCAGCAGCACACCCACGAGAAGGCCUGCAGCACCAGCUUCAGCUACCUGCUGGCCAGCGCCAGCCCCGGCCGCGACCUGUACUUUGGCUCCUUCUGCCCUGGGGGCGCCAUCGAGCAGAUCCAGGUGAAGGAGAAUGUCUCCGUGACCCUUCGCACCUUCUCCCCCAGCUUCCAGCGAGAGGCCCCGGGGCAGGGCCUGGCCGUGUCCUUCGUACCACACUUCAGAGAGGAGGGUGUCUUCACGGUGACCCCAGACACAAAAAACAAGGUCUACCUGAGGACGCCGAACUGGGAUCGGGGCCUCCCGGCCCUCGCCUCCGUGUCCUGGAACAUCAGCGUGCCCAGCGACCAGGUGGCCUCCCUGACCUUCUUCAAGGAGCGCAGUGGCGUGGUCUGCCAGACGGGGCGUGCAUUCUUAAUCAUCAAGGAGCAGCGGACGCGAGCUGAGGAGAUCUUCAGCCUAGAGGAGGAGGCGCUCCCCAAGCCGAGCUUCCGCCACCACAGCUUCUGGCUCAACAUCUCAAACUGCAGCCCCGCGAGCGGCAAGCAGCUCGACCUGCUCUUCUGGGUGACACUGACCCCGAGGACUAUGGACUUGACCGUGGUCAUCAUCGCCGGGGUGGGAGGCGGAGCCUUGCUGCUGUUCUCGCUCGGACUCAUCAUUUGCUUUGUGAAAAAAAAGAAAAAGAAGGGGAGCAAAGGCCCCCCCGUGGGGAUCUACAAUGGCAACGUCAACACCCAGAUGCCCCGGCCGGUGGGCAAGUUCCAGAAAGCACGCAAGGACAAUGACUCGCACGUGUAUGCGGUCAUCGACGACACCAUGGUGUACGGCCACCUGCUGCAGGACUCCGGCUCCUUCCUGCAGCCCGAGGUGGACACCUACCGGCCCUUCCAGGGCCACAUGGGGGACUGCCCGCCCUCCCCGCCCCCUGUGUGCUCCAGGGCGCCGACGGCAAAGCUGACGGCUGGCGAGCCGGCCCCCUGCCUCCCUCCCGAGUCCGAGGAUGAGCCAUACACCUUCUCGCAUCCCAGCACGGGUGAGGGACACCAGGGGGACACGGGCAGUCCCCUGCUGGGCACCCAGGAGCCAGUGGAGCCGGCGGAAUAGCGUGGACCGUCCGAAGAUCUUGCAGGAGUGUGUGAGCAGGGCAGAGACACCGUUCGGUGCUGCUAACCAGAACCCACUGAGGAGCACUCACAUGGAAGGGACGGAGGAUUUUCUGGGUACCAACCACGUUAGUCUGAGGACUCACUCCAGCGGAGAACUCCGAGAACAAUGCGCUCUGACCCAGUGCAGCCACUAGUGUGUGUGCCUCCCACACCAAGGUAGUGGCGCGGACCAGCCCGUACCGAGAGGAGGGCGGUGACCGCGGGAGCCCGGGCCGCUGCUCUCACUGGGGGCCGAUGGGAAGCACAGUGCGCCUCUUCUCUGCUAUGAGCUGGCGGUGCGGCCCCGCGCAUCCCGGCAGGCUAACUGUUCACCAUUUCCUUUUAACCGGGAUCGAAAACCCCAGGCCCGGAGGCUGUCUCCCUGGGACCUCAGUGGAUGGCGAUUUCUGGAGACUUACAUCAGAGAAGGGGCGACCCCUGUGUUUUAAAGCCAAGGCCCCCACGUGAAGCGUGUCGAGUCACUGGAAACCAGCCAAACGAGCCACUGAAGCAGGUGUGGCCCUGUGGCAGCCCAGCGCCCGGCCCCCCGGCCUGCGCCCGGAGGAGGGCGUUCCCUACUGCUGUGGCCGUCACACGGGAGGCAAGGGUCCGACGGACCACUGACCUGGGUGACACUAGGGGACUGCUCUGCGUGGGUCUGCAGUGCUUCGUGGAAAUAAUUUAUUCAUUGUAGAUACUUUUCAGGCGGCAUUUUAUUCAUUUGCUAUACUUUUUUAAAUAAACGAAUGUACAAAAAGUAUAAUAAUAAGAGUGCGGUUGUGUAGCUGCCCCAGCGUCCUCAUGCCCAGUCCAUAGCGGCUGACGGGCAGCCUUU
Messenger RNA from Tupaia belangeri chinensis (Chinese tree shrew), 3409 nucleotides. RefSeq names its product CUB domain containing protein 1 (gene CDCP1). The record is from RefSeq and is a predicted model, not a curated record. The transcript has 10 exons. Lineage: Eukaryota; Metazoa; Chordata; Mammalia; Scandentia; Tupaiidae. The coding region runs from base 32 to 2533 and encodes 833 amino acids.